GGAAAUAGCAUUUCUCCAUGGAGGAGUGGGAGUAUGUAGAAGGACACAAGGAUCAGUACAAGGAUCAGGUGAUGAUGGAGGAUCAGCAGCCCCUCACAUCAGCAGUCAGAUCCAGUAAGAGAACAGCAGCAGAGAGGUGUCCCCGUCCUCUUCUUCCACAGGAUCAGGAUCAGCUUACUAAUCAGAGGAAACAUCGGAACUAUAUUAAUGCUCCAGACAUAAAGGUAAAAAAAGAAGAAGAAGAGACAGAUGUGAGAGGUGGUGAGCAGUAUAAGGAAGACAUUUCUACAGGGAAAGAUCUGAUCUAUAUUGAUGCUACAGACAUGAAGGAAGAAGAAGAGACAGAUGUGAGCGGUGAUGAGCAGUAUAAGAAGAACAUUUCUACAGGGAAAGAUAUGAUCUGUAUCAAUGCUACAAAUAUAAGGUUAAAAGAAGAGACAGAUGUGAGCGGUGAUGAGCAGUAUAAAGAGGACAUUCCUACAGGGAAAGAUCUGAUCUAUAUUAAUGCUAUAAACAUAAAGGUAAAAGAAGAAGAGACAGAUGUGAGCAGCGAUGAGCAGUAUAAGGAGGACACUCCUACAGGUAACCGCCAAGAUGACUGUACCAGGAGAUCAGAGGGACAUCUUAUAUCUUCAUAUUAUAAAGCAGAUGAUGAUAUCACACAAGAUACAUAUGAAGAACAUUCCAUUAUCCCAGAUAUACCCUCAGCCCUUCACAGCCAAGAUCUGUCAUCUGACCAUCUUAAACAGGACCUAUCUUCUGAUUCACCACAGUCUGUUAAGCAAACUAGAAGUCACAAAAGGGAUAAACAUCAAAAAGCUCACACAGAGAAAAAAACAUUUUCAUGUUCCGAAUGUAGAAAAUAUUUUACCAAGAAAUCAUAUCUUAAACGACAUGAGAGAAUUCACACAGGGGGGAAGCCAUUUUCAUGCUCACAGUGUGGGAAAUGUUUUAAUCGGAAAUCAAAUCUUGUUGAACAUCGAAAAAUUCACACAGGUGAAAAGCCGUUUUCAUGCCAAGAAUGUGGGAAAUGUUUUUCGGUGAAAUCAAAACUUGUUACACAUUGGAGAAUUCACACAGGGGAGAAGCCAUUUUCAUGCCCACAAUGUGGAAAAUGUUUUAAUCGGAAAUCAAAUCUUGUUGAACAUCAGAAAAUUCACACAGGGGAGAAGCCAUUUUCAUGCCAAGAAUGUGGGAAAUGUUUUACUAUGAAAUCAAAGCUUGUUCUACAUCAGAGAACUCACACAGGGGAGAAGCCAUUUUCCUGUUCAAAAUGUGGAAAAUGUUUUACUUGGAAAUCACAAUUUGUUAAACAUCAAAAAAUUCACAUGGGGGAGAAGCCAUUUUCAUGUUCAGAAUGUGGCAAAUGCUUUUCUAUGAAAAUCAUACUUAUUAACCAUCAAAAAUCCCACAUGGGGGAGAAGCCCUAUUCAUGUCCAGAAUGUGGGAAAUGUUGUAGUCAGAAAUCAGAUCUUGAUGAACAUCGGAGAACUCACAUAGGGGAGAAGCCAUUUUCAUGUCCACAAUGUGAAAAACAUUUCACUCUGAAAUCAACUCUUGUUAUGCAUCAAAGAAUUCACACAGGGGAGAAACCGUUUUCAUGCCCUCAAUGUGGAAAAUGUUUUACUCAGAAAUCAACGCUUGUUAAACAUCAAAAUAUUCACACAGGGGAGAAACCAUUUUCAUGCCCAGAAUGUGGAAGAUGUUUUACUCAGAAAUCAACUCUUGUUAAACAUCAGAAAAUUCACACAGGGGAGAAGACGUUUCCAUGUAUUGUAUGUGGAAAGUCUUUUAACCGAAAGUCAGCUCUGAUUCCACAUGAAAAAACUCACACAAGAAAAACAUUUUCCUGUCCAGAAUGUGGGAGGUGUUUUACUCGGAAAUCUGAUUAUGAUGACCAUGAAAGAACUCACACAGGUGAGAAGCCAUUUUCAUGCCCAGAAUGUGAAAAGUGUUUUACUUCCAAGAAAAUACUUAUUACUCAUCAGAAAACCCAUUCAGGGGAAAAAACCUAUUUAUGUCCAGAGUGUGGGAAAUGUUUUACUCGGAAAACCGAUCUUGUCGAACAUCAAAGGACCCACACAGGGGAGAAGCCAUUUUCAUGUUUAGACUGUGGAAAAUGUUUUGCUGUUAAAUCAACUCUUGUUAAACAUCAGAGAACUCACACAGGGGAGAAGCCUUUUUCUUGUCCUGAGUGUGGGAAAUGUUUUACUCAGAAAAUACAACUUGUUAAACAUAAUAGAGUUCACACAGGGGAAAAGCCGUUUUCAUGCUCGGAAUGUGGGAAAUGUUUUUCUCAGAAAUCACAUGUUGUUAAACAUCAGAAAAUUCACAGAGAAAGAAGCCUUAUUCCUGAACCGUAUGUGGAAAAUCUUUUAACCAAAAGUCAACUCUAAGGCAAGUUUAAGACUAUGGAAUCUCCAGACGGAAAAUUUCUGUCUAGAGAUUCCGAGUGCAUCAGUCUGCUCUAGGACCGCGCAGACAUUGCAGACCCCAAUAGACUGCAAUGUGUUCCACGAGUAUUUCCGCCUGAAGAAUGAGCAACGCCAUUCUUCAGGCGGAAAUUUGAAAGCAAAUUUUCUGUUGACAAAUUCCGCUUUAAAAAUUACUAAGUGUGAAUUGGUGAAUGGAAUAUCCAUUCACUAGCAUCAUACGUUUUAGUAAGCAGAAUUUCUGGGCUCUCCCCAUGCAGGAGGCGUUUUGACUGCGAGAUGACGCCAUGACCGACACGCACCCUCCAUGUAUCUCUAUGGGAGAGGCAGAGAUGCAGCAUUCGUGCAUCCCCUAAAGCUUAAUGGAGGGGGCGUGUCUUCACACAAGCAUUAGCCGCGCAGAGUCGUGGCAGUUCGAGUCCCCGUACAGGAGAUCGCAGGGGUCCCAGCGGUUGGACUACCCGGCGGAUAGGGGAUAAGUUGUCUAAGGCUGCAAGAGUCACAAGAGAAAGGGAAAGUAAUAUAGAACAAUCCAUUAUGAUUUCAAUAUGUCUCCGGCUGCCAAUAAUUGUAAUCUAAACUGCACAUAGAAUUCAGAUAACGCACCAAGACGUCAACUAUGUGCUUAGAAUAUUUCAUAUAAUAUGCAUAAAACUGUGUCUCAAAUCUUGAUAACCAUGUUUGGGGAUACCACAUUUUGCGGAUACGGCAUCUGCAGGAUCCACACCCCCCCCCCCCAACAUAUAGUGACUAUGGUCCGCUCAUCUUUAAACCAUGUCCGUUUUAUUGCUGGACUAAAAACUGUGGCAGACCAGGAUACAGGCCAAAAAUGAGGCGACCGGAGUCACUGACCACACUCCAAAUGUGUGUGUGUGUGUGUGUGUGUGUAUGGGCAGGGCUUUAUUACUUUCCCCACAGCAUAUAAAUAAAAACUAAACCUUUACUUACCUCCAGUGUGACUGCGGUGUACUGCUCUGGUCCCCGGCUGCGAUCCGCUUCCUCCCAGAAAUCGUGAUCCUGGGGCCGGGAGUGACGUUGGGGCCCAAAGUGUCAUAUUGCCCCUCAGCCAAUCUGAGGCGGGACAUCGCCGUGACUUUGACUGGCUGAGCAGCAGUUUAACUUUUCUCACUUAGCCUAUAAAAGCCAUAUACCCCAGUCCCCUCACACUCGUCCCCAUCCUGCUGGAUAACCUCUUUAAAGGGGUACUCCGCCCCUAGACAUCUUAUCCCCUAUCCAAAGGAUAGA
This is a messenger RNA of Hyla sarda, 3677 nucleotides long. Its product is annotated as oocyte zinc finger protein XlCOF6-like. The transcript is spliced from 4 exons. NCBI's taxonomy places the organism in Eukaryota, Metazoa, Chordata, Amphibia, Anura, Hylidae. The record is from RefSeq and is a predicted model, not a curated record. The coding region runs from base 18 to 2396 and encodes 792 amino acids.